AUGACCAAGUCCAAGAGCCACACCACACACAGCCAGGCCCCAAAAUGGCACAUAAAUGGCAUCAAGAAACCCCAGUCACAAAGAUACGGAUCUCUAGAAGGGGUAGACCCCAAGUUCCUGAGGAACAUGUGCUUUUCCCAGAAGCACAACAAGAAAGGCCUGAAGAAGGUGCAGGCCAACAAUGCCGAGGCCGUGAAUGCGCCAGCCGAGGCUCUUAGCCCUCCUAAGCCCAAGGAGCUGAAGCCCAAGAUCCUAAUGCUCAGUCGUCUUGCCCACUUGGCUCACCUCAAGCUUGGGAAGUGUGCUUAUGGCGUGGCCAAGGGUCUCAGGCUCUAGCCAAAGUUCAAGGCCAAGGGUUGGACCAAGCCCCAGGAUGAGGCUGAGGCUCUGGCUCUGGCUUCCAAAGUUGCCCAGAGCCCCAUGGAGGCUCCGCAGCAGAGCCUCUGUCUGCCCAUGUGA
Molecule: messenger RNA, 459 nt
Organism: Pteronotus mesoamericanus
Lineage: Eukaryota; Metazoa; Chordata; Mammalia; Chiroptera; Mormoopidae
Product: 60S ribosomal protein L29-like
Biological process (GO): cytoplasmic translation
Cellular component (GO): ribosome; cytosolic large ribosomal subunit
Molecular function (GO): structural constituent of ribosome
Source: RefSeq, a predicted model, not a curated record